Paramecium octaurelia is the source of this 1002-nucleotide messenger RNA. NCBI's taxonomy places the organism in Eukaryota, Ciliophora, Oligohymenophorea, Peniculida, Parameciidae. The record is from the annotation of a GenBank genome assembly.
AUGGGUUGUGGUUAAUCAUCUGCUUCAUUUUUUGAGUCCAGAGGUCUGAUUUACAUUUAUUAUGGUACUACAUCAGGAAACUCGAGUAGACUGGCAUUCUAAUUUGCAAGUCAAACAACAAAAAUGAACUAUCUCCCUAAGAGUAAGGAUGUUAUCUAAAAUUUAGUAAUUAAUCUAAGUGAAUUUGAACCUGAUUAAAUAAGUUCGUAGAAGUUGGCUGCGUUUUUUUUGUGAUUUUACUGGUUUGAUCACAAAAAAACAAUUAAUGGAACUAUCUAAUUAAGUUGUCAACAAAUAACAUAAAGAAGAGUUAUUGAAAGCUGCUUCUUUCGAAGGCAGAGAGUUCUAUGAUGAAAAUUUUAAUAAAAUGAGAGAAAAUUUACUAACUGUUAUCAAAAAUACAAUAUACACAAUUUAUCCAUUGAGUAAUUAUUAGAAAUCUGUCCUUCAAUAACCCCUAGAUUUUUCACAAUAGCAUCUAGUAAUAUGAAACAUCCAAAAAACAUUCAUAUUUUAGCAGGUCAACUUGUUUUGUAUGAAAAAAAAAUUGGACUUUGCAGUUAAUAUUUUUCAAAUUUAAAAAAAGGGUCUUUGUUAAAAGGGUAUCUUUAGGAUUCUAAAUUUGCUUUCCCUAAAAGUCCUAAAGCACCAGUGCUAUUAAUAGGACCAGGAGCAGGAUUGGCACCAAUGAGAGCAUUCAUUUAAGAAAGAGAUUAUUAUUUUGAAUCAAAUAAUUUAGAAAAAUCUCCUUUAUUAGGAAAUAUGGAAUUAUUAUUUGGAUGCAGAACUGAAGAUGAAUAUUGUUUUGAAGAAGAACGUUACUUUGAGAAAUUUGAAAGUUGCCUUUUCAAAGAAGGCUGUAAAAUAAUAUGUGACAGAUAUUAUGGAUUUACACUAAAUACAUUCUCAUUUAUAAAUGGAAGGAAUCAUAUAUAUAUGUGGAUCCGCAUAAAUGGGUAGAGAUAUUACAAACAAGAUACAGGAUAUGUAUAAACAGAUUGA